Messenger RNA from Sungouiella intermedia, 1665 nucleotides. The record is from the annotation of a GenBank genome assembly. NCBI's taxonomy places the organism in Eukaryota, Fungi, Ascomycota, Pichiomycetes, Serinales, Metschnikowiaceae.
AUGGUUCACGACACCCAAUUGUACGACCUCUUGGCGGUGCCAGCAUCGGCAUCUCUCGAGGAAAUCACAAAAUCUUACAAGCGCUUAGCGCUCCGAUACCACCCGGACAAAACAAACCAUGAUCCUGAGUUGACGGAGAAGUUCAAGGACGCCACUCGAGCCUAUGAGAUCCUCAAAGAUGCAUCUAUGCGUCAAGUAUAUGAUGUCUAUGGAAUGGGAGGACUCGACGGCACAGUUGCCGAAGCUCAACAAUCACAAGGUCUGUUUUCAACUCCUUUUGCAUGUCCUCUGGCGCUGACACUUUUUUCCCAAAUCUUUAGCGACAUGAACUCCAUGUUUAAUGGUGGUCAAACCUUCAACAACGGGUUCCUGACGUUUGGCUUCAGUGCUCCGCAACAUAACGCAGUUAGAAACGUUCUGCCUGCCCCUGCAGACCCAACAGCUAACGUGUUGCGCCGUGGCCAGGAUAUUCACCAUACUUUCAAUGUUACCUUGACGGAUAUGUACUAUGGUAAGACCGUCAAAUUCCAGCUUCCGAAAACUACAAAAUGCUCUGUAUGCGACGGUCAAGGUUGUACUCUGCCUCGUACUUGUCGAGUUUGUAAGGGAAGCGGCCGUGUAGUCAUCACCACUACUGACCAGUUCCUGAAGUUCCAGGAACUUUGUUCAUGCUCUCCAUGUAGAGGUACAGGAACAUAUUACAACAAACAGAACAAAUGUCCUCUGUGUGAUGAUGGUUACUUGACGGUCAAGAAGAUAAUCAAAGUGAUGAUUCUUCCUGGUUCGAAGAAUGGAGACAAAGUCAUAUUGCAGGGCCAAUCUGACGAGGGGAAAAACAUCAUUCCUGGCGACUUGAUAAUCCACUUGAAGGAGACUCCAUCUAAGAACUUGGUACGUAGGUUCAAUGACCUUUAUUUGGAGCAAGAUAUUGAUCUCCGCACAGCUCUUCUAGGAGGAAGUAUCAUCGUGCAUGAUUUCUUAAAAGACGGUCAGGAUCUUCAAGUAUUUAUCAAUGCCCAUGGUCAGCCUGGCCUCAAUACUGCUGAAGAUUCUUCCAUUCUCAAGGGAGAAGUGGUGGGCACAAUCGACCAGGGAAGUGUCAAGAUUGUCAAGGGCUUGGGAAUGCCCAUCAACAAGCAUGUCAAGAACGGAGUCUUCUUGCAAGGGGCAGACGACGGAGUCAUUGGCAACUUGGAUCUGUAUAAGCGCGGUGACUUGUUUAUCCGCUUCAAUGUUCAGAUUCCUCAAUUACACGGUUUCGCGAGUUAUGAAGAUUUGCUCAUUCUCUCUCGUAUUUUGCCUCAAAGUCCUCCAUCGGCACUUACUGAAUCCACAAAAGUUCAUCAUCUUUCCAAUUUACGGAGCAGUGCGGCCAAACAGACAAAGCUCGAGUCUGCAGACCCAAUCGCUAAUCAACAGAGUGAAGUUUUGAAGGCUGCCAAGGAUGCCGAAGAUUCGGCCAGUUCGUCGCCUGAUAACUUUGACUACGAUCAGCUCGAUAUCGACAGCCAGGACGACGUUGAGCAGGAAGACAACCAGUUCUACGAGACUGAGUGGCUGAAAGAUGAUGACCUCCGCAAAAGACGCAAGAGCACCAUGGAUAGCCCAAUCCCAUCUAAAGUCAAAAAAGCUCAACAAGACCAACGACAAGGCCUACAGGCAUAA